UAUCUGUGUACUGAUUUGGCUAACUCUUAUUUAUAAGUGUGAACCGACCUGGAGGUUAUAUCACAGUUCCCCAUGUCGCCGGACGGUUAGAGGGGUCUUAUGGAUGGUAUUAAAACUGCUACGCGGCUCAAGGGCUCUUGGUGUUAUUGGUUACUACAGUUUGCUGUCUGGCUGUGUAGCAUUAGUGAUGUGCUGGCUCUGGAGACAGCAACCCCCAGCGACGUCUCUUCAGUUUCUUUGCUAGCUAGCCCACCUAAAAGUGAUAUCUUUAAACCCAUAGACAUAUCACCGGCUGUUAUUCCACAUUAUUCCUUUCCGGGUGGUUCAUUGCCUCCCAUGUAUCCCACCUAUCCAACCACCUACGAGCCAGUAUUGACUGGGCGGUGCCCUGUAAAUUUUUCUGCCAUUUCAAGUAUUAUGGAGAUAACAGCAUCCGACUGUAUCCAGCUGUUAGCAGGAGUAGUUGCUAACAUUAUAUGCUGCCCACAGUUCAAUAGCUUGCUUCACAUAUUCCAGGGAUUCUAUAGCACCACUUCUGAUCAUCUAGUUUUACAAAAUGCAGUCGCCGAUGAUUGUUUUAAAGAUAUUGUCAGUAUAUUAGCCAGCAGAGGAGCAAACAAUUCAGUACCGAUCAUAUGCUCUGCGAAAUCUACUAAUCUGACCGGUGGCUCCUGUCCCGUGAAGGACGUGACCACUUUUGAGAAAACAGUGAAUACAAGCAAAUUGUUAGACGCUUGCAGCACAAUUGAUCCGCUCAAAGAAUGCUGCAGGUCGAUUUGUCAGCCAGCUAUUAUGGAGGCUGCACUCAAAUUAUCCGGAGUUCAAUCGUUCAUGAAUGAUAAUAAAAAUGCAGUUGGACUUUCGAAUAAUGUUGACAUAAUUAAUGAUUGCAAAGGAGUAGUCGUUUCAUGGAUUUCAAGGAAACUUCCUCAUGAAAAUGCAAACAAAGCAUUCAGAAUAUUGUCUGCUUGCAAGGUUAACAAAGCAUGUCCUUUGGACAUGAAACAACCAACGGAGGUAAUUGCUGCAUGCCGCAAUGUUGCUGCACCGAGUCCAUCAUGUUGCAGCUCAGUAAAUACGUAUAUUGCUGGGAUACAGAGGCAAAUGUUGAUAACGAACAAGCAAGCAAUUAUAUGUGCAACCAUGUUUGGCGCAAUGCUGCAGAAGGCUGGUGUGAUGACAAAUGUUUAUGAGCUUUGUGAUGUAGACUUAAAAGAUUUCAGUCUUCAAGCUAAUGGACAAGAAGGAUGUUUGCUCGGGAGCCUUCCUGCGGACAUGAUAUAUUACAACUCGUCUGGCUUCAGCUUCACUUGUGAUUUACGGGACAAUAUUGCAGCACCAUGGCCAUCAUCAUCGUCCAUGACAUCAUUGUCCCUUUGCGCUCCCGAGAUGUCAUUGCCUGCACUACCUACAUCGCAUAAUUUGGGACGCCGCGGAGUUGGGGCAGAUCUCUUUGUUUUGAUUCUUUCAAUUUUUGUGUUUGGUUCCAUACUGUUUUGAUGUUAGCCCUUGUCUGUGAAGAAGAGUUUAGAUUUGUGAUGGGAGCUGCCUUGGUGUAUAUGUUGAGCUGUUAUCAUGUAUAGUAGGAGUAAUAGCUUUCUUCUC
This is a messenger RNA of Salvia hispanica, 1605 nucleotides long. The record is from RefSeq and is a predicted model, not a curated record. NCBI's taxonomy places the organism in Eukaryota, Viridiplantae, Streptophyta, Magnoliopsida, Lamiales, Lamiaceae.